AAGUCUUAUGUUUAUCUUUCUACUUAAAGUUUCUUACUUCCUCGUCUCCCUUCCUUCAUCGAUGCAUUUAUCUAUCCCUCCAUAUUUAAUUACUCACUCCCGUCCUUCGCUUUUUUUCUUCUUUCCAUCAAACCAACGCCGUCAUGUUUUUGUUGUUGUUUUUAGCAAAAAAUACUCGAUGGAAAAGAACUCCUGCGCGAUUUCCGCGACGUAACGAUUGCUAGCCAAUCGGCUCUGAGCUCGCUAAGGACCACAGCCCAGUCACUCGUCAAUACUUUGUCAGACUUCAGCAAAAGAUUGGAAGAACGACGCAUGCAAUUGGAGGAGACGUUUCGGUUCUUUUCUGUAUUCGACAAGGCUGAGACAUGGUACAUCAAGGCAUCAGAGCUCUACAAUUCUUUUAAAGAUUCUUGUCGUCUUCACUCUAAACCCACUUAUCCAUCUUCGCCGCGUGUCUUGAAACGUUACCGACAAAACAUUGCGAACUUUCUUCAUAAUUACCCUCCCCUCACAGAUGACGAACUCAACGUUCUGGUAUCCCUAGGGGAUAGGACACGUGACAUGUUUCUCAGUAAUAAAUCUAGAUUGAUGGCUGCGAAGUGUGAAGAAGUGGCGCGAAAUCUGCGCGCGCCUGAGAGCCAUUUUUCUGAGUAUACGUAUAUUGACGAACGAGAUAGUGGUGUUCAUAGCCUGCAGAACAGUCAGAGGAAAAAAGACGAAAAAAGACCGAUGAAGAUUGACAGCACUUCCUUUAACGGUAGAUAUUUAUCAGAAGAUAAAGCACCUCAGGGGAUUCCUACUGGCUUCAAGAGAAGGCAACUACAUGGCGACUCAGGGGGAGUGGUUGGGGAGUCUAGUCACCAAAUGACAAGAAACGGUAAAGCUCCUCCUGUGCGGCAAUGUGCAUAUGACGAAGACACUUCAUCAAACUCAUCGCAUGAACUGUGUUUCCCACGGCGCGUCAAGUUGGAACCAAGUAACGAAGCAUCUCGUUUGAUAGAAGAGCAAAGGAAGCUAGAAAAUGAGUUAAGAGAAUUGGAAGACAGAAGGGACAUAUUGGGGUCGCCGUUGGAGUACGUCAAGUAUAAUGACCCGCCUCAACAUGCUAGGAUCGGAGAACACUACUCGAGGGAAGAAUCACCCCUCGAUUCAUCUUCAUUUGUUUAUUCUUCACCUCAGUUCAAAAGUGUCAGCUUCAAGGAAGAUUAUUGUACUCCUCUUCGUCAGCCUAAAGAUGUUCGUGGUGUUGGUCCUGCAAGUAAUGGACCUUUUGAUCACAGGAGUGUUAAGGUUUCGGCUAACAAAAGUACCAAUAGCAACGAGUAUUUUAUUCCCCAAAUGGACAAUAGUCCAAAUGGUACUACGAAACUCUUCUAUGCUGGACCAUCUGGGAAAAAGCAUCACCAUUUUGAUGAUAAGUCGAGACAUUCAGUUAAUCAAAGGGUUAUGUUAAGAGGAGAAUUGUUUUCAGACGAUUCGGUUGACAGAGAAGUAGCGGGGUUGCUAGAUGAAGCCCCGCAAACUACCCGAAAAAGGAUGACAAAUGUGCCCCAAGGGGGCGGAGGAAGAACAAAUAUUGCCCCCGUCUCGAUGGGAUUAGAAAAUACUUCAGGAUAUGAGGAAUUGUCCGUCGACCAUCCGGUGGAUAUGAAUGGGUAUCUACCUAGUUUAGUGACUUAUUUACCUAAGGMACGACCAAUCAAAAUCCUUCUUUCGUCGACGUCACCUCAGUAUGACCAAAGUGUGGUAUCGUUAAUGACAGCAGAGGAAAUAAUAAGACAUUAUAGUGAAUUACGCAACCAAGAACGCUACUGGAAAGAACAGAUUCACCUUCACCGGCAGGCACUGGAACAGAUACUCGAACUAGGGACAAGACGGGAUGUUGAAUUACGGUAUUUCCACGCUCAUGAAGAAUUAAACAGGCUAGAGAAAGAGCUGGUUGGUUUUCUGGUCUGCCUAUCGCCUGAGAUGGCGCAGUUGCUGAAGAAUCGAGAACUGGAUUCAAGACAAGCUCAAGAUUAUUUGGUUCAGGAGACUAAUAGAACGUACUCUUACGCUCAUGCGACACCGGAAUCUACAGGUUACCAUAAUGGAAGUGGUUUUGAUGCUGGUGAAUUGUCGGGGAGUUUGCACGGCCUGCUGGGUUGUCACAAUAUUGGAAUACCAGUCAGUCAGGUUUUGCCUUCUUUGCCAGUGAAUAAUGAUGUGGACGCUUCYCUUAUUGGUCAGAUGAUAAGCGACCCUCGAAUAGCUGUGCGACCGAGCAAUGAUGAGCGACAAAGGACUGGCACUACGCUAGGGACAUCUAAUGCUCGCGAUGUCAAUGCUCAGCGGAGAGCAGACAAUAGAAUGCCAUCAAAAGAAGUAUAUCAGAGUGACAAACAAACGCAAACUGCAUUUGAAACGAGUGACAUAAUAAGAGGGAUUGCGUUACAUCAGGAAAGUAACGCUACUGAACAGACUCCAAAUGCAGGAAAAAAUACUGAAAAGAAUGGAAAAGGCAACUUGGAUCAAAAGAAUUCCCUAGAAGGGUUGAGUAGGAACAGUGUUAAACCUGAAGCUCAACCACCCAAUAAACCUGUGCCGUUACCCAGAGAACGUACUACUUCCGGUUUGAAGGAGAAGAAGACAAAAGAACCAAAUGCCUUUGACUUGAAGGAGCUUAAUCAAGAUAGAAAGCUGCCUCAGCCUCUUCCAAGGCGGCAGACCAAGGAAAAUCCAACAGUUUCGAAGCCCAAACAACCAAGCUUCGAUGAUCAUGAGGUAAAGCUUCUUCAGGAAGUGUUUGACCGGGAGCAGAAAGAACUUCAGGAUGUCUUGGAACAAGAACGACAGAAAUACAAAGAAGAACAAAGACGAAUCCAGGAAGAAGAGGAGAAGCAACGUGAUUGGCUGAAGAAGCAAAAGGAGAGGGAACAAGAGCGUCAACAACGCGUACGUGAGAAUCUUGCUGCUAAAGCUAAACAGGCUGAAGAAAGGCAACAGGAAAUGACUCCAAAGCAAUCGAAGGGAAAUACAGAAGAGAUACGAGAGAAACGAAUGCAGUAUUUCAAGUCUCGUACCAAUACCGAAACAAUUGACGAAAACCAGCUGAAGCCAACACCCACACCUAGGACCACACACCCCGGACCUGGGGUACCCCAAAAGGAAAAGGAGACUGGCUCCAAAUCCAAACAAGAUCAAAGUCCUAAUACUAGUUCAUCAUCAGUCGGUAGUAUCCAGGAUAUUGACAUUGAUCAAACUGACUUCAUAAGCGAGGAAAGUCUCAAAUCUACGGAACAAGAGCUUAUUGACUUGAUAAAAGGAAACCAACAAGACGAAUCAGACUCUCUGCAAUAUAAGGAUGCUCCUAUGUCGGAUAGUUCAGAAGAAAUAGAAAGGUUUAGCUCUAGUGGAAGCAACUUAGAUGAAGAUAAACCGCCUGAAUUUAAUAGAGAAAAGAGUACAAAAGAGUCGAGAAAAACACAAGAAUUUACAACCCUUUCCUGUAAGGAAGAGGGAGCUCUUGCAAACAGUGCCUACAAUGAGGAAGGUAAGGACAGUGAUGAAAAGAGAGCUCUUGAAAACGGUACCCACAACGAGGAAGGCGAGGGCAGUGAUGAAGAGGGAGCUCUUGCAAAUAAUGCCUACAAUGAGAAAGGUGAGGACAGUGAUGAAAAGAGAGCUCUUGCAAACAGUACCUACGAUGAGGAAGGGGGUGACAGUGAUGAAGAGGGAGCUCUUGCAAACAGUGCCUACAAUGAGGAAUGUGACGACAGUGUUGAAAAGAGAGCUCUUGCAAAAAGUACCUACGAUGAGAAAGGGGGUGACAGUGAUGAAGAGGGAGCUCUUGCAAACAGUACCUACGAUGAGGAAGGUGACGAGAGUGUUGAAAAGAGAGCUCUUGCAAAAAGUACCUACGAUGAGGAAGGGGAUGAUAGUAUUGAUAAUAAAAGCGCUUCAAUGGAAGAGUUUGAACUCCUUGAACAAAUGUUGAAAGCUGAAAAAAAGUCUAACUUACCGACUCUGAAAGAGAUGUCUUUUGAUGAGACAGACAAUGGUGAUGAUGACAAUGAAGAAAGUAAACAGGAGAAAAAGUAUGAAACUGAAAUAACAACAAUAAAGGCGGAUAAGAUUGAUGUUAAUGUUAGUGGGAAUUCUAUUAGAGAGGUUUCAGAUGGCUGCCAAAACAAGAGUGAAGAAACCCUUGUAUCAAAUGAUAAAAUGCCGUCGAGUGCUCCAACCAAUAUGAAAGACAUUCCCUUUGAUGCUACGAAAGAUGGCUUGCCUCCUAAGUCGUCAACAACUCAAAUUGAAGAAGACGAUUUGCUUGAUCUUGUUGGUGACAGUGACAGCGAAGAAAGCGACGAAGAAGUCGGGACAAUUCGUGAAAAAAAUUCUUGUUCAAGCAGUAUAGAAGAAGAAUCUCCGUCAUCUUUACCGCUUAGUCAUGUCAGGGCUCGACACACUAAUGGUGAGUCUACGCAUGCUCAAUAUGCCACCGCUGGACAUCAAACCCGUGCCGCACCUUUGUCUCCGAUGUCUACGCCUUCAACAGAGCAUCUUGCUGCUUUCGAACGCAGUGGCGGGAAAGUGGUUGUUAUUGACAACGGAUCCGGGUUAUGCAAAGCAGGAUUUUCUACCGACGAAAAACCUCGAGUUGUUUUCCCAUCUGUUGUUGGCCGACCACAAUAUCAGGAGGCAAUGGUCCAUGAUUACCAGGAUAGUUACGUAGGCAAUGCUGCACAGAACAUGCGUGGUGUCUUGACUCUCAACUACCCCAUGGAACACGGUAUUGUUACCAACUGGGACGAUAUGGAGCUGGUUUGGGAGAAUGCAUUCGAUGAGCUACGUGUAUAUUCAUCCGAAUACCCUGUCAUGUUGACCGAGGCUCCUCUCAACCCUAAGAAAAAUAGAGAGCGCAUGCUUCAACUGAUGUUCGAGACAUUCAAUGUGCCUUGUAUGUUUGUCGCUGUACAGGCUGUGAUGGCCUUGUAUGCUUCUGGGCGGACUACAGGCGCUGUAUUUGACUGCGGUGAUGGCGUAAGUCACACAGUACCAGUCUACGAAGGCUACAUGCUACCCCACGCCACUCAGAGAAUGAACCUAGCAGGUAGAGACAUUACUGCGCACUUACAGCGCUUGAUAACAGAGCGAGGCUACUCGUUCAAGACUUCAGCUGAACACCAGAUUAUCAGAGACCUCAAGGAGAAGCUAUGCUACGUGGCUCAAGAUUUUGAUAAAGAAAUUGAGGAGUCUGAGACAAGUGAUAACUGCGAGGCAUUGUAUACUUUACCAGACGGCCACUCAUUGCACAUCGGUAAUGAAAGGUUCCGCGCACCAGAAGCGCUGUUCCAACCCUCUCUCCUCGGACAAGACAUUGACGGUAUUCACGAGUCUAUUUACAAGUGCAUCAAGAAAUGUGACAUCGAUAUAAGAUCUGAUCUUUUCCACAACAUACUGCUGUCAGGAGGCACAACUCUUCUCCCAGGAUUUAGUUCACGCCUUCAUAAAGAAAUGUACACGCUUAUCAACUCACGUGAGCCGAACCUUGUAAGAAUCAUCAAUCCCGAGGAACGGCAGUACUCUGUAUGGUGUGGCAGUGCUGUGUUGGCAGGAUUAUCUACCUUCCCACAGAUGUGUAUUACUUCACAGGAAUAUGACGAACAUGGACCUGAUAUCGUACACCGAAAGUGCUUCUAAUUUCAAAUGAUAUUUUAAUAGAUAAUUAACUACAUAAGAAUAAAUAAUGUGGUAUCAGCAGCAGAAAUAAUAAGAGAAUAAGUGAGUAAAUUAAAGGUUUUCUCGGAGGCCAUGUUGGAGGAACUUAACAAAAGAAUUGUCAAUGAAUUCUUUUGUUAUAUCCUCUAACAUGGCAGCCGUGUCUUUGGUUAUUUUAUUCUCUUGGCGAUGGUUGAAAACCAUCAAUAUGGCCUCAGUACUGCGAGCUGCACGCUGAGUUUUGGCUUUUCGCUGCCGUCAAUCAAAAAUGAUCCCUCAGUACCUUAUCUUUUGUAUUCUUGACUGGUAACCUGCGUCACAUCCGGAAUUUUCUUUCAUUUACAAAGAAAAUUCCGGAUGUGACGCAGGCUAUUGACUGGCGGCAGUAAAAAACGAUUUCACAACAAGCCGUUAAAAUGUCUGAGUUCGCAAAUUAUGGAAAACCGCAGUAAUACUGCUGAAGUCUGGGAAAAAUUACAGGCUGAGAACAGGAUUUGCACCCACUGCAAUACUGUUGCAACACUCUUACCACAUGAGCUAUCUAAGAUCAUCAAAGCCACAGUGGUAGAAUACAGGAGAGGUCAUUUACAUUCUCUGUUUUGAAAUAUAUUCAUAAUAGAGUUAUUUUACUUAUUUUAGCAGUCACACAAAUGGAAAUAAGAUAUACUAUCUUUCAUUUGUCUACUAACUAUUUUACACUAAAACCACUCUAGAGUGAAAGCAUUUAACCCGUGAAAUAAAAAAAUACUAGUCAAAUAGACACAAUAGAAAGCAAUGGAAUUAGGGUCUAUAAAUGUGUAUUAGUCUAACAUCUAUUUCACGGGUUAAAUGACUUUACUCUAUUAGUGAAGUCAUAUAAUUCAAACCAUCAUAAACUGGAAAUCCUAGAUGCUGCCACUCUUUAUAACUACAUUUUAACCUACCAGCCACGCGGUUAGAUUUUUGAAAUGCUUUUGAAAUUUUGGUAGUGGUAAGAUAUAAUAUAUAAAGAUAUAUAAAGAUAUACAGUCAAUGUCAUUAACGUUGUCCACCGAAAAAAGACAUUUACAC
Messenger RNA from Actinia tenebrosa (Australian red waratah sea anemone), 6750 nucleotides. RefSeq lists its product as uncharacterized. The record is from RefSeq and is a predicted model, not a curated record. NCBI's taxonomy places the organism in Eukaryota, Metazoa, Cnidaria, Anthozoa, Actiniaria, Actiniidae.